Didymosphaeria variabile is the source of this 1245-nucleotide messenger RNA. RefSeq lists its product as uncharacterized. Gene Ontology annotation, molecular function: FAD binding. The record is from RefSeq and is a predicted model, not a curated record. NCBI's taxonomy places the organism in Eukaryota, Fungi, Ascomycota, Dothideomycetes, Pleosporales, Didymosphaeriaceae. The transcript has a single exon. The coding region runs from base 1 to 1245 and encodes 414 amino acids.
AUGGCUCGUAAACAACCGAAGAACAUUGCGCUUGUUGGCGGCUCUUUAGGCGGUCUGUUCGUAGGUGUCGCAUUGAAACAGCUUCGCAAAGACCUGAACAUCUGCAUAUUCGAGCGGAAUCCGACACCACUGCUUCACGACCAGGGUGCUGGCGUCGUUGCUGGCCGAGAUGUGCAGGAUUUCUUCCGGAAGCAUGACAGAACACACACGAAUCUAACAGUUACUAGCCACCAGAGGCUAUAUCUCGAUAAGGAGGGGAACGUCAUCUAUCGAGAAGAUAGGCAACAACACAUGACUAGUUGGGACCUGCUAUAUCAUGUCCUACGCGCGAACUUUGAUGGUGUAGACUCGGAUUAUGCAGAAGCGCCUGCACCGGACUCCCACGAGGGAACCGCGGCGUACGUGUAUGGACACCAGGUCACCGAUAUCAAGUUCAACGACGCACAGCCUGUGGUCGUCAAGACAAAGCCUACAAACGGAGACACCGUCAGCUUCGAUGCAGACAUGCUCAUCGCCGCUGAUGGACCCAGCUCCACGAUCCGCCAACUCAUUGUCCCCAACCUCCAGAGGAAGUACGCUGGCUACGUGGCAUGGCGAGGCACGGUCCCAGAAACUCAACUCUCAGCCUCAGCACGAAAUGUGUUCGUGGAGAAAUUCCCCUUCUUCCACGCUGAGGGUGUGCAGGUUCUUGCGUAUACCAUACCUGGGCCAAACGGGGCUGUCGAAUCAGGCAAAAGACUGCUAAACUGGGUGUGGUACGUCAACUACGCGGAGAAUUCGCCCGAGCAUAUCGAACUCAUGACGGACAAACAAGGCAAGCGACACCAUAUCACGCUCCCACCUGGCUUGAUCCAGGACGACGUGUGGAGACACCAGAAAGAGAAGGCGAGAGACGUGCUUCCGCCUCAGUUCGCCGAGCUGGUUGAGAAGACGGAGGUUCCGUUCGUACAGGCCAUUACUGAUGUGAUUAGUCCGGCUGCUGUGUUACCGACCGACAAUCGUGUAAUACUGGUUGGCGAUGCGCUCGCAGGUUUUCGGCCACACACAGCUGCGAGUACAAAUCAGGCGGCUAUGGAUGCAAUGACGCUCACUGAGGCUGUUGGUCGGAUCAUUGAGGGCGCGGAUAGAGAUGAAGUGCUCGCGGAGUGGGAGACAAAGGUGCUGGAGUACGCGAGGACAGUGCAGAAGCAUGGUGUUGAAAUGGGAAAUCGUAGUCAGUUUGGGGCGCACCCACUAAGUCGCUGA